Molecule: messenger RNA, 2251 nt
Organism: Pristis pectinata (smalltooth sawfish)
Lineage: Eukaryota; Metazoa; Chordata; Chondrichthyes; Rhinopristiformes; Pristidae
Exons: 5
Coding region: 1-762 (253 amino acids)
Source: RefSeq, a predicted model, not a curated record
AUGGGGCCCCGGUCGGUUUACAAAGAUUGGCAGGCAGUGGUGUGUAGGAAUGCAGCAACUGAGCCCAAUCCCGGUCAUGUGACCACCAACUUCCGCUCCUUCCUCACCGGUUUCCAAGGAAUUCGGUGCGGCCGCCAUCCUGCCCUCACCCCCCACGAACAGCGGGCGGGAACAGCCGCUCUGCUCCCUCGCCGCUCGCCGUUCACGGUCACCACCCAAGACCUGCACCUUUGCCGACCCCCCAGCGGGCAGGGGCUUUCCCCAGCAAGGAUGAAUCCCGUCAUCUGGUGGAUUCGGACCAGCUUUCAGUCAGUGCAAGACCUGGGCUCGGACCCCCUGUUGCAGCAGCUCACACAGAACCAGGGCCAGAUGUUGCUGCUGGAUGUCCGCAGUCCGGCAGAAUAUGAGGUCAGUCACCUGGAGGGAGCCGUUCGUGUUGACCCCGAGACCACCGACAUGGAGCAGGUGGUCAGGGAGCUGGGUCCGGCAGACGCUGAGACAACCAGGGAAGUGGUCUGUUACUGCACCGUGGGCUACCGCUCCUCCCGACUGGCCCAGCGCCUGGGUCAGUUCCUGGCCAGUGAGGCGGGGCAGGGCCUCCGCCACUCGCUGAGGGUCUACAACCUGGAGGGAGGGCUGGUGAAGUGGGCCAACGAGAGGAAGCCCAUCGUGGACGGCAAGGGCCAGCCCACCCACCUGGUCCAUCCCUACAGCGCAGUGUGGGCCCCCCUCCUGGAGCCCGAGUUCAGGGCCCAGAUCUGAGGGGGGGGGGGGGGGGGGGGGGGGUCCUAGAUCGCUGACUCAGGGACACGGCAGCGGAGAAAUGGAGGCUUCGCCGGGAAUGGUCCAGGAAUUCGAUUGUGGUGAAAGGGUUAAUCGAGUCGACAUAAUCUCUGCUCAUGCUUCUUGCUGCUAGUUUCUCUUCAAUAUUAAUAUGUACUUUCUAACUGUCGGGUCUGAUAGAUGGAGGGGGCAACCAGUCACUCACUCUGUGGGUUACCUGGAGGUUUAAGACCAGGUUCACUGAGCUAUUGUGUGAAGACGGACCUUAACGCUACCAUUGGUUGACAGCAGAAGCUGACUCAGAUCUUUCCUAAUGGUAUGUUGAGGAGAAAGUGGAUUAAGUUGAUAACUGGUUCUGCAGAAGGAAGGGUUUGCAAAGGUAUCAUUAACCUCAGCAGGGGGAUAGAGCAGAGACAGGCUGCGGCUGUCUGUGGGACAGUGUGCAGACACAGGGCUCUCUGCUCGUUCAAAAUUAGGGGUGGGGGCAGGUGUUGAGACAUCGAGCAGCACUGGAACAGCUGCUGUACUGAGCACUGACUCCCCGAGGUGCCGACUCUCCCCGGGGUACGGUCCCCGAGGUACCGACUCUCCCCACGGUACGGUCCCCGAGGUACGGUCCCCAAGGUGCCAACUCUCCCUGGGGUACAGUCCCCGGGGUACCGACUCUCCCCAGGGUGUGGUCCCCGGGGUACCAACUCUCCCCGGGGUACGGUCCCCGAGGUACCCACUGUCCCCACGGUACGGUCCCUGAGUACUGACUCUCCCCGGGGUACAGUACCCGAGAUACCGGCUCUCCCCGGGGUACGGUUCCUGCCUCACCCCUCCCUCUCACUUCUAACUGGCCAUCUUCUCUCCACAGGAAAAGAAGCAGGAGUAGGCCACUUGGCCCCUCAAACCUGCCCCAUCCUGCCAUUGAAUGUGACCCUGGCUGUUCUACACUGGCCUCAGCUCCUCUUCUGUGCCAGUUCUACCAUUACCCUCAAUUCCUCGAUCUUUCACGUUUAUCUGUCUCCACCUUAAAUAUAUCCAAUGAUCUGGCCUCCACCACCCUUGGGGACAGAGAACUCCAGAGAUCCACCCCCUCCAAGAGACAAAAUUACUACGGACCUCACGUUUUAAAUACCGGCCCCUUAUUUUGUAUCUCUGUCCCCCUGUUUGUGACUCACCCGCUGGUGGAGACAUCCCAACACCCACCCUGUCAUGCCUCCUGACAAUCUUAUCUUUGGAUAAGGUCACCCCUCAGUCUUCUAAGCUUCACAGAGCAUAAAAUAAGGAAACAUUUUGCAGCCCCAUGCGCUGAGAAGAGGACAGUUGUGGGCAAAAGGCCAUUGAGGGAGAUUCAGAAUCAGGAUCAGGUUUAUUAUCACUAACGUAUUUCAUGAAAUGUGUAGUUUUGCGGCAGUAGUACAGUGCAAGUUAUAAAAAUUACUGUAAGUUACAAAAUAAAUAUAGUACAAAAGAGGAAUAA